This is a messenger RNA of Folsomia candida, 1606 nucleotides long. Its product is annotated as troponin T. The record is from RefSeq and is a predicted model, not a curated record. The transcript has 22 exons. Lineage: Eukaryota; Metazoa; Arthropoda; Collembola; Entomobryomorpha; Isotomidae. Gene Ontology annotation, molecular function: tropomyosin binding. Gene Ontology annotation, cellular component: troponin complex. Gene Ontology annotation, biological process: sarcomere organization; muscle contraction; regulation of muscle contraction. Bases 164 to 1393 code for a protein of 409 amino acids.
AUCUAUUAAUAGUAGAAACAACCCGGGGAAAAUCUUCAGAUCGGAGAAAUUCACAUCUUUCUUCUUCCUAGUCUGAGUGCCGCAAUUCGUGGUUCAGACAAAGUCUCAUUUCCAGAGUUCAAUCUCUUUUUCGUCGGGGGUUUUAUUUCCCUAAUUGUUCAUCAUGUCCGACGAAGAAUACGAAGAAGAGGUUGAAGAGGAAGAGGCCGAGGCGGAAGCCGAACCAGUGGAUGAAGCACCAAAGACUCCAGCAGCAGCAAAGGAGGAUGAUAAGCCAGAUUUUGUGAAGAGGAAGGAACAGAAGCAUUCUGAGCUCGACGAGCAGUUGCAGGGCUACAUCAACGAGUGGAGAAAGCAGAAGCAGAGGGAAGAGGAUGAGUUGGUUGCCCUCAAGGAGCGUCAAGUCAAGCGACGCGGGCUUCGAGUCCAACAGGAGCAGGCUCUAACUCUCAAGAAGAAGAAGGAGGAGCAGGAACGCCAAAAGGUUAUCCAAGAUGCCAAGAAGAAGGAGGCCGAAGAGAAGCGUAAGAAGGUGGAAGAAGCCGAAAAACUUCGCCAACUUAUCUUGAAGGGAGAACAAGAAAAGCGACGCAGAAUGGAUGAGGAUAGAAAGAAGCGAGCUCAAGAGGAGCAGAUGAAGAGGUUAAGGGAAGCAGAGAGCCGAAAAGCCAUGGGUGGACCUAAAGGCUACGGUUCUGGAGCUGCCCCUGGCCAGGAAGGAGCUGCCGAAGCGUUGACAAAGACCAAGGAGCAGUUGGCUGAAGAGAAAGCCAUUUGCUUGUCCAUUCGUAUCAAGCCUUUGGAAAUUGACAGCUUGAGUAAAGACUCUCUCAAGAGGACAGCGGACCAGUUGUGGAACAAGCUCGUCACCCUUGAAACUGAACGCUAUGACUUGGAAGAGAGACAGCGCCGUCAAGAUUACGAUCUUAAAGAGUUGAAGGAGCGACAGAAAAUGCAGUUGAGACAAAAGGCGUUGAAAUUGGGAUUGAAUCCUGAAGCCUUAACUGGAAAAUACCCUCCAAAAAUCCGACUUGCUUCCAAAUUUGAGAGGCGAGUGGAUACCCGAUCCUACGAAGAAAGAAAAUCUCUAUUUGAAGGGGGCUAUGGUAAGAUUAUGAAUGAGACCAAUGACAAAAACUGGCAAGAACGGAUGGACGAGUUUAAGAAACGACCAAAAUCCCGACUCCCAAAAUGGUUUGGAGAGAGGCCUGGCAAAAAGAAGAACGACCCACCCACUCCAGAAGAAGAAGUUCCCGCGGAGGCUGAAGAAGAAGCCCACGUUUACGAGCCUGAGCCUGAACCUGAACCUGAAGAAGAAGCUGAGGCUGAGGAAGCGGCCGAAGAGGAGGAAGAGGAGGAAGAAGAGGAGGAGGAGGAAGAGGAAGAAGAAUAAAUUAAUCUGUAUGAUCGAUCUAGGAGGGUUAAUAAAUUAUUACGUCAUGUGUGCAUUGUACAUCUCUCUAUCCAUUACGUCUCAAUUCUAUACACUUUUGUCUGUUUAAUUCGCAGAACUAAAUUCUAAAUUUCUAUACUAAUUGACAAUCGAAACGUCCGUUUCCAAUUUUAUUCACCUCUGCAAUAAAACAUACCAUCUUUGUUCAAUUUA